CAAUUUGGGAAAGUAGCGCUGGGGCUAGUUCGGUCAUAUCGGAAUUAAAGGCCCAAACCGCAGUGGAAUGAAUAUAGCGGCCAUUUUUAAUCACUGUGCCAGUGCCUAAGUUCGGUUUUCGAAAUCCAUGGCCAACAAUCCUUCUCAGCUCCUCCCGUCUGAGUUAAUAGACAGGUGCAUAGGCUCGAAAAUAUGGGUAAUAAUGAAAGGAGACAAGGAGCUCGUUGGAACUCUUAGAGGCUUCGACGUCUAUGUCAACAUGGUCCUUGAAGACGUUACUGAAUAUGAAAUCACAAGCGAAGGGCGGCGGAUUACCAAGCUUGAUCAGGGCGGCGGAUUACCAAGCUUGAUCAGAUACUGUAAAAUGGAAAUAAACUUGCACAGUGAUAAGUUAAAGCAUCUGAUGAAUUAA
This is a messenger RNA of Jatropha curcas, 412 nucleotides long. It is a transcript of the gene SAD1, whose product is annotated as Small nuclear ribonucleoprotein family protein. Gene Ontology annotation, biological process: mRNA splicing, via spliceosome. Gene Ontology annotation, molecular function: RNA binding. Gene Ontology annotation, cellular component: U6 snRNP; U4/U6 x U5 tri-snRNP complex; Lsm1-7-Pat1 complex. Lineage: Eukaryota; Viridiplantae; Streptophyta; Magnoliopsida; Malpighiales; Euphorbiaceae. The record is from RefSeq and is a predicted model, not a curated record.